AGUUGAGAGUCGCGUGCAAACGAGUUAUCUCUAUCAGUCACAAGUCAGUAAUACAUACACAUAACGUACAUAUUGUUUCACCGUUGGCAGGCAGUGUUCCCGUAGUGUAUUGUACAAAUCAAACUUUAAAGAUGUCGAUCGUGGGUUACAGCACAGAGAUAAAUAACGGUAACUCCACCGCAGCUGAGAAUAACAGAUGCAGCUUGCGCAGGAUCGCGAGGCACGAGGUGCCAGAAUUCAGUAACGCCAGCAUCCUCAACAGCAUGGAGAGGUUCGUUCGUACAGUGAACGAGAUGGAGGAGACGAUAUUGGUACCUAGUCGAUUGUUGGAUUUAGCCGUUGGCGAUGCAGCAGACGAAAUUUGCCAAAAAGACAGCAAAUACGGCUUGUCCACCAUCAAAAGCAAUCUCUACAAUACCGAUCUGUACAGACUCUACAAUAUCGUCAACCAGAUGAAAAUUGAACUACUCUGGUCGCAGGAGGAUCCUGCUCAGAACCUCGCUGAUGAACAACAGGAGCAAGAAGCUCAGCGCAACAAGAUGCAGGUCGCCGCAAUAGAGCAGGCUCGUCUUGGUCACGCGAGGUGUCCAUCGACCACGUCUAUACAAAGUGUUCAGUCAGCAUCAUCGGUGGCAUCAAGCAGCUCAGUAAGUGACUCUGACUCGGACACAGGCAUUGAGAACGACUCAGGUUUGGAAAGCGAAGAGCCAAGUGAUCGACUUGCAAAUCUUGCUGCCGAACAGUUCAGACGUCAUCUUCAUGGACUCCAUCGCAGCAUCAACCGCAUGACCGAGGCAGCAGAAUACCUCAAUCUCAGAUAUCAAGCUGACGUCGGCGGUCAAGUUUGAUUUAAUGGCUCUAUUGACAAAAUCAACUCUGCUACUGUCUAUUACGCUCGCGUUUGUGUGAUUAUGGAACUUAGUUUUGCCUUUUGUGUUCGCUUUCGAUCUGCGGGGAGAUCCAAUAUUACUAUCCUUCUUUUUUCAAUCACCGAUUUUCUGAUUUUGUCGUUAUUGUCUCUUUCUUUUUUCUGUUAUCUAUGAUUUUUAUUAUUUCUUAGAGUUUUCUGUUGACAAUCGGAUUUCUCUUAUACAUAGUUCUAAACUGCAUUUUCAAGUCUUAGCAUUAAUCAAUUUCUCGAAUUUUCAUAUUAUUAUUCGCAAAUAUUGCUGUCUUCCUUUUUCUUUUCAUUAUUUUAUCCAAUAGCAUUUCUUUGGCACUUCGUAUUAGCUUUACACGGUCUUUGGAGAUUAUGGAUGAACACUAGAUAAUAUUUUGUUAAUGUCGAUACUUCAUUGGUGGUAAAUACUGACAAUUCUGUAAGGGGGAUAAAACAUUACGCUCAUGAGAAGCUUUAUAAACUAUUCGAUAAUAAACAUUAAAAAACUGAUUUAUUUUUAAGGAGGGUGAAAGUCUCGUGCAAUGUAGCGAUUAAGUUAUGAAGCAAUAUUGCGAAAAAAGGAAAUGAGCGCAAUGUUUUGAAAAAGCCACAUUGUGCAGUGAUGUUGUACUGUUAUCAUCAUUAUUAUUUCUUAAAACACAAAUGGAAGAUGAGUCUAUUAAGAUGUGCACAUAUGAGUGCAUUAAUAUUUUAUAAUAAGCGUAUUUUUUAUAUGCGUGUUUAGUACGCGCGAGCGUAAAGAUCGAUACAAAAAAUUAAUCGAACGAACAAAAGAGAGGAAUGAUUUGAAGAUAAUAAUUUUUAAGUGGUGGUUUGAUCUUUUUAUUGAGACGUGGUUCAGCGAGUGUGUAUAUAGUAAUUAAGUGAGAAUUAAAUUUUAUAAAGUGGUAAAUCCGAGAAUUCGGUUAGGUUUAAAUUGAAUUCUUAAUAGGAAUAGUCACAAAUUCAGGGAUUUAAUGUUCUCUACGUAGAAUUAGUUUCGUCUAUUAUUUAUUUUGGUUUUUCUUCCUUUUUUUCGUUAGUUUUUACAAAUGUAAUUUAUAUAUGAAGUCAAGAGAGAGCGCUCUACUAUGCAAAUUUGCGUGUGUCGUAAUCUUUUGUAUGGAAAUAAAACAGCCAAUAAAGAUUGUUUAAAUAUCCCUAAAUGACGUUCACGAUGUCGUUAGUUGCGAUUGAAUAUUCCAAAUUUUUUGUUCUAAAUCUGAAUUGGAAAAUGGCAAUCAUUCUUUAGUGCAUAAUUUUGAAUAGCCAAUUAAAAAUAAAAGAAAAAGAUUACAUCACAGGCAUAACCAAAAGUAAUAGAAACAAAAAUUGGAUGGAGAAUCCGAGCUUAGCAUUGCGAGAGUGCAAAUUUAUGUAAAUCAUUUUUCGUCUCUGUAUAUAAUUUUGUAAAUAAGCCAGAGGUUCACUCUGAAGUUAGACCUGAUCGUUGAGGACCUUCUUGUCUUAUGAGAAGCAGUACAAGCACGAGACACAUUUCACGUUAUUAUAAUUUAAAGAAAAACGUUAAAAAUUACAUUUUUCUUUUUUGCAAAUUCGAAAAUGUUCACUUUAAAUUUGAAGUCGACAGUUUCAUUAAAUAUUUAUGCUAUAAAUAUAAUCUUCCCUUUUAAUUCUUGUUGAAAUUAAUUUCUUUACGUUAUUUUAUAAAAUUUUAUUAUAAAAUAAGUUUUAAUUAAAAAGAAUAUUGAUGUAGCACGUUUUAGAAUAAUGAGCAUUGUAUUGAAUGAUGACGCGAUAUGUGUUGAGCUACAGUUAAACAAGUUUUAUAUAUUUUCAAAUGUUAUAAUGUUUUUACAAAUGAAGGUAGAUUUUUCAACACAUUUUUAGAAAUAUUUAACUGUAGCGAGCAAAUCUAGUCCAAAUCUACUGCAACUCAAUAAUUAUCAAAUAAGUCUGUCGUAACUUCUGCACGACGUAAAAAAUUAUAAGCAUCCGUAUAACUAAUGAUAAAUAAGUAAAAUACAUGGUACAGACGCUUCAAAUUAUUGAUCUGAGCAAUAGCAUUUUAUAAACUUGACACGAUAAAAAGUCAUAUGCACUGAUGUCAUAUCUAAUGUACAACCUAAUAAUGAUAAAAAAAUUUUUAUCGAUUUUUUUGAAAUGGCAUAUCAUUUAUUACAAAUUCCUCGAUAAAAAAUAUAUUGCUUGUUAUUUUUAU
This is a messenger RNA of Phymastichus coffea, 3062 nucleotides long. RefSeq lists its product as uncharacterized. Gene Ontology annotation, biological process: regulation of lipid biosynthetic process. The record is from RefSeq and is a predicted model, not a curated record. The transcript has 3 exons. Gene Ontology annotation, cellular component: cytosol. Bases 132 to 848 code for a protein of 238 amino acids. Lineage: Eukaryota; Metazoa; Arthropoda; Insecta; Hymenoptera; Eulophidae.